This is a messenger RNA of Bombina bombina (fire-bellied toad), 5559 nucleotides long. It is a transcript of the gene BAZ1A, whose product is annotated as bromodomain adjacent to zinc finger domain 1A. Lineage: Eukaryota; Metazoa; Chordata; Amphibia; Anura; Bombinatoridae. Bases 235 to 4884 code for a protein of 1549 amino acids. The transcript is spliced from 28 exons. Gene Ontology annotation, molecular function: protein binding. Gene Ontology annotation, biological process: chromatin remodeling. The record is from RefSeq and is a predicted model, not a curated record.
CCAGCCCACGACUGAGUCGAGGUAUCAACAACAGCCAGUUUUUCAAUUUCUUCCUGGUCACAACGUUCUUACGCCUAAACCGGCUCCUAACCGCUGAUUAGUUCUGGACACCUGGAAUUUCCCGGCGGGACGGGCACGGUACUUUGCGUGCGGUAGUUAUCUGCCGGCAUCACAUUGUUUGUUUCCAGGGCCGCCGGCUUACUGUGCUAGCUUCGCUCGGUACAGUGAGAGGACAUGCCGUUACUACACAGGAAGCCAUUCAUCCGGCAACAGCCGCCCCCGGACCUGGACCCGACCGAGCGUCUCUUCUACUGCCGGGUUACAAACGAGAUCUUCAGAGACUACGAUGAAUUUUUCGAGCGCACUAUACUAUGCAACAGCUUGGUGUGGAGUUGUUAUUUCACUGGGAAAUCUGGACUUACAUAUCAAGAAGCUCUUGAGUCAGAAAAAAAAAUUCGCAAGAAUCUGCAGAACUUCCCUGAUUCUUUGAUUGUCCCUCUGUUAUACAUUUCAUCAAUCUCCAGCCGCCAACGCAUACAGGAUCUGUGUGAUGAUAUCUAUGCAUAUGUGAAGAACAGAUUCUUUGUUGGGGAAAUUGUAGAUGUAGUGAGAAACAGUGGAGCAAGAUUGGAGUGCAGGAUUCUGGACGUUAAAGCUCCUCCACAGCAAAAUGGAAUGGCAAAUGGCCACAAAGUUGAUGGGGAUACUAUCAUUAUCAGUGAUAGUGACGAUGAGACUCCUAAAGACGAGGCACCAGUACGGAAGAAAGAACCUCUGGAUCCAACGUUAUUUCGAUACAAGGUUGAGCCUAUUAAAAAGGAGAUGUAUGAAUCUGUCAUUGUUAGAUCAUAUCAAAUAAGUCGUAAUACCUCACUCUUUUCUCAAGAAAGACUGAAGCUCUUCUUGAAACUGCACACAGAGACUCAAGAUGGGAUGAUAAAGCUAAAGGCAAAUUCAAGAUCAAAGUACAAUCUGCUGGAGAAAAACUUUUUUAAUUAUUUUCCUGAUGAACCCCCGAGAUUCCAUCAGUCACCAGCAAACAUCAGGCAAACUGGAAGAUCCUUAACAAAUAAGCACUUAAAUCAAGGGAAUGGAUUAUCAAGUAAACAAAACCAGAUUGAAGCGGCAAGGGAACGCGAAAGAAUAUUGAAGCAUAGAAAGGAACUUAAGGAAAUAGAGAUGAAAAGGGCAAUGAUGAGAAAGCAUCAAGCAGAAACAGCAAUAUUACGAAGAAAAGAGUAUGAGGAUAAAGAACGACAAAAAGAAUUUUUUAAAAAGUUUGUUGAAGUAGAACGAAUAAAGAAGAAAGAAGAAAAGGAGAGAAUUAAGUUAGAAAAAGAGAAGGAAAGGGAAAAAAUUAGAGAAGAAAAACGCAAAUAUGCAGAGCGCCUAAAACUAUGGAGUAAGCCCCGAGAUGACAUGGAGUGUGAUGAUCUACAGGAGCUUCCUGAACCCAUCCCAGUGAAGACCAGACUUUCUCCAGAGUGCUUUGGGGAUGCGCUUAUGAUUUUAGAGUUCUUAUAUGCCUUCGGAGCACUCUUUGAUCUGAGAGAUGAGUUUCCAGAAGGAGUGACAUUAGAAAUACUUGAAGAAGCUUUGGUUGGCAGUGACCCUGAAGGUCCUCUAUGUGAGCUGAUAUUCUUUUUCUUAAGUGCCAUAUUUCAGGCCAUGGCCGAAGAAGAGGAAGAAGUAGCAAAAGACCAAAUCACAGACACUGAAGCCAAAGAUCUAACUGAAGCUUUGGAUGAGGAUCAAGACACAACCAAAUCUGCCUUAUUAGCAGUGGCUUCAUUAGCAGCAGCGUGGCCACAGUUACAUCAAGGUUGUAGUUUGAAGGACCUAAAUUUGGAUAGCUGCACUGUGUCAGAGAUUUUGCGUCUACACAUACUUGCGUCUGGUGCUGAUGUAAACAAUGUUAAUGCAAAAUAUCGAUACCAGAAACAGGGUGGAUUUGAUGCUUCAGAUGAUCCCUGCAUGGAGCUCCGUCUUAAUCACCCUGCGAUACUCAAGAAGCUCUCCAACACAUCUGUCUAUGCCCUACCACCUGGUGAAAAGCUUAAGCUUCUGCAUGCAUUAUGUGGAAAGCUACUAACUUUAGUCACAACAAGAGAUUUUAUUGAAGAUUACAUGGAAGAGUUGCGCCAGUCAAAGCAAGAAUUUAGAGAGCUGAAAGCUGAACAAAAUAAACGAGAGCGAGAGGAAGCAGCUACCAGGAUUCGGAAGAGGAGAGAAGAAAAGCUGAAGGAGCAAGAACUGAGGAUGAAAGAUAAGCAAGAGAAGUUGAAAGAAGAUGAAAAUAGUUUUGACAAAAGUGCAGGAAAUGAAGAACUAGAUGAUUUAGACACUAGCUCUGAAACCAAGGAUGCAGAACAAAAGGACCAGGAUACUGCCUCUGAAGAUGAAUCCACCUCUCUUAAUAAAAUAGGGAAAGGAGCUAAGAUCCAUAUUGGUAUUAAAGAUAUGAAGAAGAAAAAUCAACUGUCAGAGGGGUCAACAGAAAAGAAAGAGCCUUUGACAGCUAAUGAGGAAACAUUUAGAAAAGAACAGCAAAAACGAGAGCAGGAAUUGUUGUUAAAAAUUCAAGAAGCUACAGCCUGUACAAACAUCUUUCCUCUUGGUCGAGACAGAUGGUACCGCCGAUACUGGUCAUUCUACUCUGUUCCUGGGCUUUUUGUUGAGGAGGAUUACUCUGGUCUCACUGAGGACAUGUUACAACCCCAACCUAUUUCUCAAAGAGACAGUAGCAUUAACUCUGCAUUGAACUGUAACGAAUCCUCUACAUCUUCUGUACAAGAAAAUAAGGAAGAACUAGAGAUUCGAAAACCUGUAAACAAGCCAAAUCGUUGGUGCUAUUUCAGUGCAUCAGAGCAAGUGGACAAACUGAUUGAAGCAUUGAACACAAGAGGUCACAGAGAAAGCUCACUGAAAGAAGUCCUGCUACAGGAAAAGAACAAGAUCUGUCAAAGACUCAGUAAUAUAUCUUCAAAUCGCUUUAGCAUUUCAGAUGAUGUUCCACCACAGGAUGUGAAGCCUGUAAGGGGAAAGUCACAGAUUUCUCCUGAUCCUGUAAAGGCCUCUGCAGAAAAGCAAUUAGAACUCAGACUUUGUGACCUCCUUCUGGACAUUGAAGAACGAAUAUACCAGGGUACUCUUGGAGCAAUCAAGGUGCUUGAUAGACAGUCUUGGAGAACAGCCCUUGAGAAAUGUUGUUAUGAAUUCUUAUUUGAUGAAACAAAAGAGAAUGGAGCAAUGAAACAUGUAAACCAAGGCAUUGAGGAAAUGGACAUUGAUAGUGUGCAAAAGCAGAACAUAAAGGAAAGGUUGCAUGGAUUGAAAACUGAUGUCAGUGCUACAUCUACUAAUACAAAUACUCCCCAGUCGGUGACCAAUACUGUGCAUUAUCUUGCACGGGCACUGCAUCAGAUAGAACAAGGUGUAGAGCGCAAGUACCUGAAGUAUCCCCUUGGAGAUGCUGAUGAUUGUAAAAGGGAUCCAAAAUCUGAGAAAAAGAAGAAAGAAGACCGAAAAAAGAAAGAUGAAGACCAGAGCACUGAAAGAGAUGAUGUCAUUGAUAGUGGGCGUGUACAGAGAACUGUACUGGAUCGUUGGCGGGAGUCACUGCUUUCUUCUGGCAGCCUUUCCCAAAUCUUUCUGCACUUGUCUACUCUGGACCGUAGUAUAAUGUGGUCUCGUUCCAUUCGAAAUGCACGAUGCAAGGUAUGCCGUAAGAAGGGAGAUGGUGAAAAUAUGUUGCUCUGCGAUGGCUGUGAUAGAGGACACCACAUCUACUGUGUAAGACCAAAACUUAAGUUUGUUCCAGAAGGAGACUGGUACUGUCCAGAAUGUAAACCCAAACAGCGCUCCCAAAGACAGCUUCCAAAACAAAGACCUUCAAAAGAUUAUGAAGAUGAAGAACUGGAAGCAGAAGAGCUGGAGGAGGAGCAAGAACAAGGUGAUACUGAGGAAGAGACAGUUAUGUCUGAAGAGGAGAGUGUACUGAAGAAAGGAAGGACCAAGGUAAAACUCCCUUUGAAAACAAAAGGAGGAAAGAAAAGUGGGAAAAUUGGACAUAAAAAGGGCGAAGGGAAGACACCCAAAAACCAACAAAGCACUCCUAAAAAUAUUUUGACAGCACUAAAAAGUGGUGCAACCACCACAGGUAGAAAAACCCAAUCUGCUCCUUCUAUGGGAAAUAAAAGCAUGUCACAUCUCUCAAACUUUAACUCGCCAAGUUCCCAUGAAACAUCUCUUGUUGAACUGGUAUCACACCAAGUAAAAGGGAGAGGGCGAGGAAAAGCGCUUAAAUCUCUAGAUAAUACUCCAGAGAGUAGUCCAUUUGCCUUCCGCCCAUUUAGUCUUAAUAUUUUUGAGAUAGCACCACUUGGAAAGCGAUCACAACCACAGACUUCACAACAUGACCCUGGAGAUUCCAAAGGAAAAAGCAAAAAGCGGGUCUCUGCAGACAUAUCUUCAGUGGAACAAGGAAGCAGAAGGAGCUCUGGACGUCAUUAUGGGGUUCAUGAAAUAUCAGCCUGCGAGCAGCUGGUUGUGGAGUUAGUGAGACAUGAUGACAGUUGGCCUUUUAUGAAGGUUGUGUCAAAGCUUCAGGUUCCAGAUUACUUUGACAUUAUCAAGAAGCCCAUUGCCUUAAACGUUAUCCGUGAGAAAGUGAACAACUGUGAAUACAAAUCUGCAUCUGAAUUUAUAGAAGAUAUUGAACUGAUGUUCUCCAAUUGCUUUGAGUAUAACCAUAUUAAUAGCAAUGAAGCGAAAGCAGGAUUUAGGCUGCAAUCCUUUUUUAUUUGUGAAGCAAAGAAACUGGGACUGGAAGUUUCAACCAGCAAGAACAUUGUUCCCCCGUUAUCUAAAAAAUCAAGGCUCUGAUUGUUCUCUACAUUUACAAGAGACUAAACCCUUACUUUCAAAUCUUUAAUUUGGAGAAUUUCCUGCUGAACAUCACAAAGCAAUAAAUGUAAUGUCUAGAAACCUGAUAUACUUGAUUUCAUGAUCUAGCAAGUCUGUUAAAGGAGUUAAAUUGGUUUCAUGCCAUGUUUUAUAUAUAUGUUAUAUAUGUAUAUCAGAUUUGCCGCAAACUCUUUUAUAACUUUAUAGCAACAUUCAAUUUUCUAUGUUGUUAACAUCACUCAUUUUUAUAAUUUUUGUAGCUCUUUUGCUAAACAGUAACUUACUUAGUAGCAGGGGAAAAAUAAUUGAUUAUACAAUUGCUACCUGAACAACACUACUUGGGUGGAUAAAAUAAAAUAUAUUUUUGGAUGGACAACUAUGAAUAUUUAAGAAUUUCCUACUUAGAUAUUUAUUUAGCAUUGAAAGAAAUUUGUGAUUUUUUUUUUUUUAUUAUUAUUAUUUAUGGAACUUCAAAUCUGAAGUAAACCUCUGGAUGUAAAAAAAAAAAAAUUGAAUCUUAAUGUCUUUUUCCUUUUAUAUGUGACAGUUUUUGGGACAUUUUCAUCAAGAAAAUACCUAUAAUUUACUUAGGUACAGAUUCCUGUUUAAGAAAAAAAUAACCUCUGCUAAUAAAAGUUGGUUCUUUUUCAAGAA